AUGGCCGCCGACACCAAACAUGCUGUCGACAAGGAGGAUGUCUACCCGGUAGAAAACUCCGACCGAGCUGAGGUAGAUUCCCAGACCGACGUACUACGGGCGGCAGGCAUCGGCAUCCACGAAGAUGAUCCCACCGAGCCCAUCCUAACGCUGAGGAUGUGGAUUCUUGGCAUCGGAUUUUGCAUCGUGGCCAGUGGGCUGAACACCUUGUAUACUCUUCGGAAACCAUCCAUCACAAUCUCUUCUUCCGUGACCUUGCUGCUGGCCUACCCGCUCGGGAAGCUGUGGGAAAAGACGAUCCCGAGCUGGAAUGUUAACCUCGGCGUGUGGAAGUUCAAUCUGAACCCGGGUCCUUUCAAUCAAAAGGAACACGUCUUAGUUUACAUUAUGUCCAAUCUCAGUAUCUACGUCCGAUUAGGCGCAGACGUCUUGACUGAACAACAAAUGUUUUAUGGAUACGCAGCGGGAUGGGGCUUCCAGAUCCUGAUCACUUUGGGCACAUUCUUGGUUGGGUUCUGUUUGGCCGGAUUCUUCCGAUCGGUGGUUGUGACGCCUCGGGAGCUUCUCUGGCCCGGCGUGUUGAGUACAACAUCGCUGACGACCACGUUGCAUAAUAUUGGUCAAGGGGAUCUGCAGGCAGUUAAGGAUACGUGGAAAAUGUCUCGUUAUGCAUUCUUUAGUUUGGCCUUCUGCAUCUCCUUCUGCUGGUACUGGCUUCCGGAUUUCAUCUUCCCGGCACUGAGCUACUUCACCUUUCCGUGCUGGAUCAAUCCGAAGAGCACUGUGGUCAACCAACUGUUUGGAAUGGAGAGUGGCAUGGGCUUAUUACCUAUCACGUUUGACUGCAAUCAAAUAUCUUAUGUCGGCUCACCGCUCCUGAUUCCGUCCUGGGCAAUUCUAAAUGUAUUUGCUGCACUGGUCUUCUGGAUCUGGAUCGUGGCUGUUGCGUGUUAUUAUCGUAACGUGUGGUAUACAGGCUACUUGCCCUUUCAGAGCUCCUCAGUGUAUGAUAAUACGGGUGCUGUUUACAAAGCCUCCAAGGUGGUCAGCAAGGCGACCGGCUACAAGUUUGAUCUUGCCAAGUACAAAGCUUAUUCUCCGGUCUACAUGCCUGUCACCUAUGCAUUGAAUAUGUUCGGUCUGUCCUUCGCUACCCUGAGCUCGCUCCUCGUCUGGGUCCUUCUCGAGAACCGCACCGAUAUAACUGCAGGCGCCCGUCGGAUCCCCCAGGUAAUGCGGAAAUAUUUUUCCAAAAGCAAGGACACAGAAGAGAACCCCGGGUACCGGGAUGUUCCCGUCUCAUGGUAUCUUGUAGCGGCUGUAGUGGCAUUGUUUCUCUGCAUAUUCUCGGUUGAGUAUUGGCAUGCUGAACUGCGGUGGUACGGAGUUCUGCUGGCAUGUGCAGUUGCUCUGGUCUUCUACGGCCCGCUCGCCAUCGUGUAUGCGACCUCCAACUUGAAGAUUAACAUCGACAUCUUUUGCCGAAUUGUCGCCGGUUUCGUGUUCGAGGGCAAGGUUCUGGCCAAUAUCUGGUUCUUCGACAUCGGCUACAUCACCACCAUCAAGGGUCUCUAUUUUGCAGAGGAUAUGAAACUCUGUAACUAUUGCAAUAUUCCCCCACGCAAGGUAUUCAUUGUGCAAUGCGUCGGGAUGAUAUUCGGAACCCUCAGCUCCGUGUGCGUCUUGAACUGGAGUCUAGGCAAUAUUCGCGGAGUCUGCACGACCGAAGCUGUCAACAACUUUACCUGCCCCUUCUCGCGUACCAAAUUCAACACCAGCCUUAUCUGGGGCGCUAUCGGGCCCCGAAACUACUUCAGUAAUGAUAUCGGCUACAGCUCUCUCCUCUACUUCUUCAUUAUCGGUGCUAUUCUCCCUAUCCCGGUCUACAUUCUCAAGCGCCGCUACCCCAACUCUCUCUGGCGCUGCGUUCAUAUCCCCCUGUUUCUGGGUGGGUUGAACUACCUGCCUCCAGCGACCGGCACCAGCUACGGCAGCUGGGCGCUCGUGGGCCUGACUUUCGGCUAUCUUCUCCGCAGACGGGUACAUCAGUGGUGGUACAAAUAUAACUUCGUGUUGAGUUCCGCCCUAGACUCGUCGGUCUCUAUCGCGGGCGUGGUAAUCUUCUUUGCCAUCUAUUUCAGUGGAGCGUCAAAGCACUUUAGCUGGUGGGGGACCGAAGUUUACAAGAAAACGUGCGACUACGAGGGCUGCGCUUAUUUUUCAGUGCCAGAGGGCGGCAAAUUUGGUAUCUGA
Aspergillus ibericus CBS 121593 is the source of this 2253-nucleotide messenger RNA. RefSeq names its product oligopeptide transporter. The transcript has 10 exons. The record is from RefSeq and is a predicted model, not a curated record. NCBI's taxonomy places the organism in Eukaryota, Fungi, Ascomycota, Eurotiomycetes, Eurotiales, Aspergillaceae. Bases 1 to 2253 code for a protein of 750 amino acids. Gene Ontology annotation, biological process: transmembrane transport. Gene Ontology annotation, molecular function: oligopeptide transmembrane transporter activity.